AUGCUUUCAGCACCAGUGAACCUUCCAAAGUGGCUCGAGGAGAACUCCCACCUGCUGAAGCCGCCGGUAAACAACUACUGCGUCUACAAUGACGACUUCACUGUCAUGAUCGUCGGCGGCCCCAACGCCCGCACCGACUACCACGUCAACGAGACGCCCGAGUGGUUCUACCAAUACAAGGGCGCCAUGACGCUCAAAGUAGUCGACGGCUCCCAAUUCCGCGACAUCGUCAUCCGCGAGGGCGACAUGUUCCUGCUCCCCGCCAACACGCCGCACAACCCCGUGCGCUUCGCCGACACGGUCGGCGUCGUCCUCGAGCAGCGCCGGCCGGCCGACGCCGUCGACCGCAUGCGCUGGUACUGCCAGGAGGAAGGGUGCACUGACGAGGGUAAUGGUGGUGGUACGACCCUGGUGCAUGAGGCUGCCUUUCACUGCACGGAUCUCGGCACCCAGAUCAAGGCCGCUAUCGGGGAGUUCAUGGCUAGCGAGGAUAGCCGACGGUGUGGGCGCUGUGGCGUGUUGGCGAAUUCGGUGCCGAAGGCUGGGUCGAUUAGGGAUCCGAAUUUGGAGUAA
Messenger RNA from Anthostomella pinea, 573 nucleotides. The record is from the annotation of a GenBank genome assembly. NCBI's taxonomy places the organism in Eukaryota, Fungi, Ascomycota, Sordariomycetes, Xylariales, Xylariaceae.